Messenger RNA from Lachancea sp. 'fantastica', 888 nucleotides. Lineage: Eukaryota; Fungi; Ascomycota; Saccharomycetes; Saccharomycetales; Saccharomycetaceae. The record is from the annotation of a GenBank genome assembly.
AUGUCUGCAGACUCCGUAGACCAGGUUUUUGAGAAGGCCAUCUCCACUAUUCACACACUUUCAUCCCUUCAAGGAUACAACUCUCUGCCAAGGCCUCCCGCAAGUAUACGGACGGAGUUGUAUGCUUUAUUCAAACAAUCAACAGAGGGUGAUGUGGAAAAUGUUCUGCCGAGACCAGAGGGCGACCUGAGCUCUUCAGAGCUCUCAGUGGCGCGGAGAAAAUGGGAUGCAUGGAAACUGAAAUCAGGCUUGAGUCGUACAGAGGCCAAAAAAAUGUAUAUUCAAAUGCUUAUCUCUACCAUGAGGUCAUAUGCAAUGGGAACGCUGGCAGCUCGGGAACUGCUGGCCGAUCUGGAAUUUCUGUGGUCGCAGGUGGCAGAUCAGAAGGGUAUAGAAGCGGACGAAAACAAUGGUAUGAUAUUGGAGCUGCAGGACGACUUGCAAGACACCAAGUCUCUACGUUUGCGUCGGGAGAUUUACGAAACCCUUUUUGCACUGAACGAAAACAAGUCUGGGCUUCCUUACUUCCGUGGAACUGAUCAACGCAAAGAGCAACAAGGUUCCGGGCCAAGCUCCAAGCAGUCAAGGCUGCGAAGAAUCUUGCGAUACAUGACCCGUUUGUUCGCGCGUCACAUUUGGGUUUUGGUCAAGAAACUGCUGUGGAAUGGUGCGCUGACAGUUGCUUUAAUCAUGGCUGCCAGGAAACUGGGGUUCCUUUCUCCCGUGCGCUUGGACUUGACGUUUGAUCCAGACAGAAAGACGCAACCUGGGGAAGGCAUCUAUUCAAAAUCAUUGGCGAUUUGUCGGAACGGAGCUGGUAUAAUCUUCAGUUAUAUCAACCGAUACAUGGGAUUUGGUAUAAAUCAGAUUCACAUCAGCGUAACGUAA